Messenger RNA from Calidris pugnax (ruff), 3634 nucleotides. RefSeq names its product tyrosine-protein phosphatase non-receptor type 11-like. Bases 66 to 1850 code for a protein of 594 amino acids. The transcript has 16 exons. NCBI's taxonomy places the organism in Eukaryota, Metazoa, Chordata, Aves, Charadriiformes, Scolopacidae. Gene Ontology annotation, biological process: protein dephosphorylation. The record is from RefSeq and is a predicted model, not a curated record. Gene Ontology annotation, molecular function: protein tyrosine phosphatase activity.
CCCGCCGGCCCCGGGCCCAGGAGCCCCGGUCGGGGCGCGCAGUCGGCGCGGAGCUCCGCGGAGCCAUGACCUCCCGCAGGUGGUUUCAUCCCAACAUCAGCGGAAUCGAGGCAGAGAAGCUGCUCCUGACCAGGGGUGUCCAUGGCAGCUUUCUGGCUCGCCCCAGUAAGAGCAACCCAGGAGAUUUCACGCUCUCGGUCAGAAGAAACGAUGAGGUGACGCACAUUAAGAUCCAGAACACGGGGGAUUACUAUGACCUGUACGGAGGGGAGAAGUUUGCCACCCUUGCCGAGCUGGUGCAGUACUACACCGAGCAGCAGGGGCUGCUGCGGGAGAAGAACAGCAACGUCAUCGAGCUCAAGUACCCCCUCAACUGCCAGGACCCCACCUCGGAGAGGUGGUACCAUGGGCACCUCACUGGCAAGGAGGCAGAGAAGCUUCUGACAGAGAAGGGGAAACCGGGUAGCUUUCUGGUGCGGGAGAGCCAGAGCAAACCAGGAGACUUUGUAUUGUCGGUGCUGACAAAUGAGGAUAAGAUGGAGACUGGGGACCGAAAACCGCACGUGACCCACGUGAUGAUCCACUACCAGCCAGACGGGAAGUACGACGUGGGAGGAGGAGAGAGGUUCGACACCCUCACAGACCUGGUGGAGCACUAUAAGAAAAACCCCAUGGUGGAGAAAUCGGGAGCUGUGGUUCAUCUGAAGCAGCCAUUCAACGCCACGCGCAUCAACGCAGCUAACAUUGAGAACAGGGUGAAGGAGCUGAACAAAAUGGCAGAUCACAGUGAGAAGGCCAAGCAAGGGUUCUGGGAAGAGUUUGAGAUGCUGCAGCAGCAAGAGUGCAAGCUCCUCUACCCGAGGAAGGAGGGGCAGCGACCAGAGAACAAGGCGAAGAACCGCUACAAGAACAUCCUUCCCUUUGAUACCACGCGGGUGGCACUCCAGGAUGUAGAUGAGAGCGUGCCUGGGUCAGACUACAUCAACGCCAACUAUAUCAAGAGCAUCCCUGAAGAUGGAAGGAACUCGGAGCACUGCAAGGUCUAUAUAGCCACCCAGGGCUGCCUGCAGACCACAGUGAAUGACUUCUGGGCCAUGGUGUAUCAAGAGAACAGCCACGUCAUUGUCAUGACGACCAAGGAGGUGGAGCGGGGCAGGAACAAGUGCUUCCGCUACUGGCCAGACAAGGGUUGCACCAAGGAAUACGGGUGCAUCUCCGUGAGGAACGUGAGCGAGCGCGAGGCCCAGGGCUACUACCUUCGGGAGCUGGAGAUCUUGCGGACCGACCGGGAUGAGCGCCCGAGACUGGUGAAGCACUAUCAGUAUUUUAGCUGGCCAGACCACGGGGUGCCCAAUGAACCAGGAGGGGUGCUGAGCUUUCUGGACCAAGUGAAUCGGGCACAGCGAAGCAUUCCAGGCACGGGGCCCAUCAUAGUGCACUGCAGUGCUGGAAUAGGACGCACAGGCACCAUCAUAGUGAUAGAUAUUCUGGUGGAUAUUAUUCACAGGCAAGGUCUGGACUGCGAUAUCGACAUCCCCAAGACUAUCCAGAUGGUACGCCGGCAGCGGUCGGGGAUGGUGCAGACCGAGGCCCAGUACAAGUUCGUUUACAUGGCUGUCCAGCAGUACAUCGAGGCUGAGCAGAAGAGGUUGGAAGAAGAACAGAGGAAUAAAAGGAAAGAGCGAGACUACUUGAACAUCGGCUACUCCCCUAUGGAAAAAGGCAGAGCCAAAGGGCAGCCCCCUUCACCACGGACCCAGUCUGUGGUUGAUGAUGACUCAGCUUCCGUCUACGAGAACCUUAACAUCAAAAGCCCAAAGGUUUCAGGGAUGAGUAAUACGGGGCGAUAAAGGAGCCGGAGGUGAGCUGUAUGGAGGCUGUACAGGAUUUACAGUGUUUACGUCCACCCUUUCCAAGUUCUGCAACUGCGGACAAUUAUGUUUUUGCCCGUCUUGCCUUCCCCAAGCACCUUGGAUUCAGCGAGGAAGUAAGAAGCAGAGUCUGCGCCUCAGAACACGCCUUGACCUAACUUAUUCGGGAGAAGGCUCUUCUCCCCUGUAUCAGUAGGUUGAUAUUUAUGUGGAAGUGCCUCUGGACAUUCAUUUAGGGCGUCAGGGCUCAGUUUGGGGUUUUGUGUUUUUUAUUUUAUUUAAGAUUCUUAUUUUUUACACUCAAAUUGUUAAAAGGAACGGAAAUGACUAUUCGCUUAGGAGCUUUCCCAGGGUUGCCCGCUCCGGGCGUCAGUAAAAUGUUAGUCCACUUUUAAUGUUUUCAUUAGGUCCAUCAUUUCUAAAGCUAGGAGCGUUUUUAGACUAAAUCCUGGAGUAACUUUGCUGCCCGUGAGGGUGAGAAGCAGAGAGAGCUGCCUGGACCCCUGGGUGUUUGCUGCUCUGCUGGUUGUUCUUCUCAUGCUUCCUUUUUGGCUGUACCGGGUCAGGGUUUCUGUGCAGCCCCCCCGGAGCACACCGAGCAGCCCCAGGUGUGUGUGUGUGUGUGUCUGAGAGAUUGGCAGCAGAAUUGAGACAACGGGGGGGAGCAUCUCCAUCUCUGGUCUGGAUGAUGAUCUGUGUGAGGUCCCACCUAGCUCAUGGGCGCUUUGACUGCACGCUGUGCUUUCAGCCACCCCAACCAAGUGACAGCUGAGGAUGAUAAUCCCAGCUGAACUCUUUGAGCUGGACCCCUCCAAGCUUGAUGCAGCUCUGCCCUUACCUUGCUGCAUCACCUCUUUAUUUAAUCCCCCCCCUGCAACUAUACCACAAGGCAAGCAUUGUGUCUGCUGAGUUAAGGGUGUUGUAGGAGCGUUUGUGACUUGACCAGUGCCAUGAAGAUGAGUGUGUCACCAUGUGGAGCGUUCCAGCUCUGUCGAUGAGUCUCAACUUGUGACUGCCAGUGCUUCCUGCUGUUCCAGCCCUAAGGCCUGACAAUAGUCCUGCCAAAGAACCCUGUCCUGCAGGAUUCAUCAGUCUCUGAAAGCGCGCUCUGUGGGGAGCCUUGGGUCUGAGAACCAGUGCCUGAACCUCCAGAGCUUGUGUGGAACUGAAGCUGAGGUCCUCCUGGGUCUGAGGGACAGUGCCUGAACCUCCAGAGUUUGUGUGGGGCUGAUGCUGAGGUCCUCCUGGGUCUGGGGAACAGUGCCUGAACCUCCAGAACUUGUGUGGAGCUGAAGCUGAGGUCCUCCUGGGUCUGAGGAACAGUGCCUGAACCUCCAGAGCUUGUGUGGAGCUGAAGCUGAGGUCCUCCUGGGUCUGAGGAACAGUGCCUGAACCUCCAGAGCUUGUGUGGAACUGAAGCUGAGGUCCUCCUGGGUCUGAGGGACAGUGCCUGAACCUCCAGAGCUUGUGUGGGGCUGAAGCUGAGGUCCUCCUGGGUCUGAGGGACAGUGUCUGAACCUCCAGAGCUUGUGUGGGGCUGAAGCUGAGGUCCUCCUGGGUCUCUGGGACUGCAUGGACUUGCUGUGUGGUUGGGUUAUUAGUGCCUGGAGUUGCCAGCUGCAAGUGUUGAGCAGAAGGGGUUGAACAAAAGCACAAUGACAUACCUUGGCUGUAUUUCCUGGCUGGUCUUUCUGGUCCCUUGUCACAGGGACAGGAGAACUGUUUAUUUUUAUUGCACUUUUAAUAAAUGUUGAAUAUUCUCA